Messenger RNA from Macrosiphum euphorbiae (potato aphid), 654 nucleotides. The record is from the annotation of a GenBank genome assembly. Lineage: Eukaryota; Metazoa; Arthropoda; Insecta; Hemiptera; Aphididae.
AUGUUAUUAUUUAUUAUGUGGUUGCUGAUCCCAACCAUAUUUUCGGCGUACUUUUCUGGUCGUCUUAUGUAUAUAAUUUUCCAACGUCUAACUAAUACACGAUCACUUAAAGAAUCAAAACAACCUGUUCGGACAUUAAUCGUCAUUGGUUCAGGCGGACAUACAGCUGAAAUGUUGCGUUUAAUGAAUAAUAUGAACAAGUUGAAAUUUACGCCACGUUUGUAUCUAUUAGCCGACUCCGAUACAACAAGCCGUAAUCGUGUAGAAAACGAUGAAAUUGGUUUAGAUUGGUCCAUUUCAACUAUACCGCGAUCAAGACAUGUAAAUCAAUCGUAUAUAACAUCUAUUUUUUCAACUAUUUAUGCAAUUUUUAUAACUGUGCCUGUGGUUAUAUCAUUCAGACCGGAUAUGGUUUUAUGCAAUGGACCAGGUACUUGUGUUCCAGUAUGUCUGGUUGCUUUUUUGAUGAAAUUAUUCCAUUAUGCAGAUACAUCAAUUAUAUUUGUAGAAAGUAUCUGCCGAGUUAAGUCUUUAUCUCUAACUGGAAAAUUAAUGUAUUUUAUUGCCGAUUUAAUAAUUGUUCAAUGGCCUGAAUUGAGACAAAAAUAUGGACAGAGAGUACACUAUCUUGAUGAAGGUUUAAAUUCAUCAUGA